UUUUCUCAACGGUUUUACCCAUCUACUCUCAAUGGUUUUGGCUUUUGACCUUCUAAAGUCGACAUCGAUCAGCUGAUGGAGUUUUUUCCGAAUAAAUGACAGGUUACACGAUCAAAAACAGAAAUUGUGAAAUUUCUACCAUCAGUUGUGAUCUCCCACCUCCUAGAAGAAGGAAACCACAAAGUUUCAGAUCAAGAAACGUAUAAUAUGUCAUUUUUACGGUUAACAUACUCACUGCAAAGUCGACACUGUAUCAGCAGAUUACCUUGUUAUAUAUCGUCUGUGCUUACUACAAGAAGGCUACAAACAUGUGAUCCUCCGAGCAGUAUGAUGAACGUUCACCAGCGACGAUCCUAUAAAAAUUUUGGUCACAAACGAGAUGAAGUUCCAUUUCUCAAAAACCUGUGGAUUACCUUUUUGGUUAUCAGCAUGUUUGGAAUUAUGUGUGAUUUCGAUGAAAUAUGCAAACUCAAACUCCCAAAAGUAGAUGCCGCUGAAGCUCUGACAGAAGAUGACGAGAAUAAAACUAUCCAACAGGGAGAACCGGAUGAUCACAAAAAAAAAAAAAGUAAAAGAGAGAAAAUUGGCUUUAGGGAUCGUAAGAUAAUAGAAUACGAAAAUAGGAUGCGUGCUUAUUCAACUCCAGAUAAGAUAUUUCGUUACUUUGCAACAGUAAGAAUAACUAGCCUAGAAGGCACUGAAGUUUACAUGACUCCAGACGACUUUUUAAGAGCCAUUACUCCUGGCAUGAAACAACCAGAUGGUAAAAAAACAAAAAAUCAAUUGAACAAAAAUCAAUUUGCUAUUCCAGCUAUAAUUGAAUAUGAGAACCGCAUGCGGCAUUUCUCAACACCUGAUAAGGUGUUUCGAUAUUUCGCCACUCUUCAAAUUACAAAUCCUGCUAAUGAUGCGCACGAAGUAUUUAUGACACCCGACGAUUUUCUACGAUCAAUGACACCAGGUCUUAAACAACCCGAUGGACUUGGUCUGGAUCAGUACAAACGCUACGAUCCAAAGAAUAUUCAUACGAAAUUGGAGCUGGAACUGGACGAAGAUAGUAUAUUUUACAAACUAGGAAGUGCCGGGCUCAUUACCUUCUCUGAUUACAUAUUUCUUCUGACGGUGCUAUCAACUUCGAGACGCCACUUUGAAAUAGCUUUCCGAAUGUUCGAUCUUAACGGAGAUGGCGAUGUUGAUUCAGAAGAAUUUGGAAAAGUUGCUACGUUGAUUCGUCAACAAACUAGCAUCGGAAAUCGUCACAGAGAUCAUGCUAAUACCGGCAAUACGUUUAAGGGUGUGAAUUCGGCGCUGACAACGUACUUCUUCGGCCCAAACAUGAAGCAAAAAUUAACAAUAGAAAAAUUCUUGGACUUUCAACAACAGUUGCAAAAAGAGAUUCUCAGUCUCGAGUUUGAGCGUAGAAAUCCCGACGAAAAUGGAAAUAUCUCAGAAGUUGACUUCACAGAGUUAUUAUUAGCAUAUGCAGGCUACCCAGAAAAAAAGAAGGCGAGAAUGUUGAAACGAGUAAAAAAAACUUUCAGAGAAAAUCCCAAAGGCAUUAGCAAAGAAGAUUAUUUGAGUUUCUUUCACUUCUUGAACAACAUAAACGAUGUGGAUACAGCUUUGACAUUUUAUCAUAUAGCAGGAGCAUCCAUAGAUCAAGCCACCUUAAAACAUGUUGCAAAAACUGUAGCCCAUGUUGAUUUGAGCGAUCACGUCAUACAAGUAGUAUACACAAUAUUCGAUGAAAACAUGGACGGUCAGCUAAGCAAUCGCGAAUUCGUAGCAGUAAUGAAAAACAGACUUCUACGUGGCUUGGAAAAACCAAAAGACACAGGCUUUGUGAAAUUGAUGCAUUCGAUUGUUAAAUGUGCCAAGAAUACGCAUCCCGUUUUGUUUGAAAAAUAGUGUUCAUAAAUAUUUGUAAUCCAACUAUGUAUCUAAAUUUUGAGAGCGCUGAUUUCUGUAUUUUUCUGGAUUGUUUCCACUUUGGUCUUUGACCGUCAACCAAUUUCUACGUGACAACAGCCAUGAAUCAAACCUUUGCUUUGGAUUCGACAUCAGUGACGGAUUUAAUAAGAUACUCGAUCACUUAUUUAUUUAACUGACUUCUUAAUCUCAUCAAUAAUUCGAAUGCAAAUUUGAUAUAGCAAAUCAUCCAGUCAUAUUGUUUGUCAUAAAUAAACCUAAUUUCACAAAUGAA
Molecule: messenger RNA, 2203 nt
Organism: Athalia rosae (coleseed sawfly)
Lineage: Eukaryota; Metazoa; Arthropoda; Insecta; Hymenoptera; Athaliidae
Gene: MICU1
Product: calcium uptake protein 1 homolog, mitochondrial
Exons: 13
Coding region: 208-1908 (566 amino acids)
Biological process (GO): mitochondrial calcium ion homeostasis; calcium import into the mitochondrion
Cellular component (GO): uniplex complex
Molecular function (GO): calcium ion binding
Source: RefSeq, a predicted model, not a curated record